Messenger RNA from Thrips palmi, 1170 nucleotides. RefSeq names its product alpha- and gamma-adaptin-binding protein p34-like. The transcript has 6 exons. Lineage: Eukaryota; Metazoa; Arthropoda; Insecta; Thysanoptera; Thripidae. The record is from RefSeq and is a predicted model, not a curated record. The coding region runs from base 112 to 1068 and encodes 318 amino acids.
UUUCUCAUACUCGUGUUUGGGGAGCGAUUUGACAGGUCGUCUUGUCUGUGCCACUGCUGUCACGACUUUCACGGUGUGCUCCGUUCAUUUCGAACGAUUUUUUGUGAGACAAUGGCAAGGAAAUCGUGCGCUGUCGCGCUCAGCAACCCGUCAACUCCUGCCAGUGAUAUCGUCAAAUUGAUUGUGAAUGAAGACGAGUUUCAGCAAUCAGUAAUCCUUGAAGAAGGAAUCAUUGCUUACCCAUGGCAUAUAGAUACCAAGUAUUACACAGCUGACAUACACGUCUGUGCUCUGCAAGAAAAAACACUUGGUUCUCCAGACUUUGCUAACUCAGUCCAGGCAGUUAUUGUUUAUUUUGACAGUUCAAAGAAUGGGGGACUCUCGGAUGCAGACCAGUGGGAGCCUUUCGUUAAAGAGUAUGACCCUGACAUUCGCAUUUUGCUAUGUGACAACUGUGAAGAAAAUCCGUCAAAAGGAGUCAGCAAACUAGCCGCUCAAGAGUGGUGCAUUGCACGAGGCUAUGAAUUAGUCGAGAUCAACCCAGAAAAGGAUGAGGAGUGGGAAGAAGAACAAGAUUUUCUUGAAACUACAGGAAUUCCUAGAAUUGUACAAGCUCUGCAUGCUCAUGUGUGGCCUGAUUUAUGCAUGAAAGGAGAAACGAGUGACUGCUCCCGUGCUGUUCAGUCAAUGCUCCUUAAUUCUAGUGUUGCUGCUAAUCUUAUGGAAUCUAGUGGUGUUGAUAUGGACGAGUUGCUUUCAAGUAACAGAGAUGGGGAUGAGGGUCUCGGUGAAGAGUUACGAAACCUGCGUCUGCAUGAAGAAGCCCUUAAAAAUGACAAUUCAUUUGAUCCGCAUAUUUUGGAUGACCCACCAGAUGCUCUUGGGUCAGGGGGUAGCACUGAUGACUUCUUUAAAUUGUUUCAAAAUUUAGCAGAAAUGAAGGAAAGAGUAUCCGGAAUGACUACAGAUGAUCGAAAAGCUUGUGCUGAGCAAGUAGUGAAAGCUUUUUGGCAAGUUAUGGGUGGUGAUAGUGACGAAUUAAGUGAUGAAAGUGGUGAAGAAAAUUAAACUAAUUUUAGGUGAAAAGUGGACGACAACCUUAUUAUGUUUGUUUGAACUGUUAGCUUAUAAAUUUAUUACAAAUAAAAGACUAAUUGCAGAAAUUUCUUU